CUGGGAUCUGGGUCCAAGCGCAGUGUGUGUGGCAUCCUGUUGACUCGGGGUGAUUUUCAGGGGUCCGUCUGGAGUCCAGGCAAGAGUCACCUGUGGUCCUACUCAGAGUCCUGCCUGCUGUCCCUCACAAUAGCCAUCAUGCCCCGGGGGGGACAGAAGAGUAAGCUCCGUGCUCGAGAGAAACAUCAACAGGCCAGAGGUCAGACCCGAAGUCUGCAGGGUGCUCAGGUCAUUGCGGCGCAGGAAGGAGAGUCCCCUUCCUGUCCCUGUCCUGUUUCUGGAGAUGCUGCUGGCCCUCCUCAGAAGUCUCCAGGAGUGCCGCCCACCAGUGCUGCUGCUGCUCCUGCUGUUUCAUCCAGGAGAUUGGGCAAAGGUGCCAAGAGCAGGAGGCCAGAAGGGGCUACCUCCUCUAAGGUCCCACGCUCCACUGAGAGCUCACAGAAAGAGCUUGUGGUGAGGAAGGCAGAAGUGUUGAUGCAGUACCUGAUGUACAAGUAUAAAACGAAGGAUCCCAUUUUGAAGAGGGAAAUGCUGAAGACUGUCCACAAAAGGUUCAGAGAGCACUUCCCUGAGAUCCUCAAGAUAGCCUCUAGGCACAUGGAGCUGGUCUUUGGCCUGGAGUUGAAGGAACUCAAGCCAGGUGGUAGUUCCUACACCCUGGCCAGCCUGUUAGAUCUCACCUAUGAUAAGAGCCCGAGUGGUGACUUUCCCAAAACUGGGCUUCUCCUGGCUCUCCUAGGCCUCAUCUUGCACGGCUACUGUGCUACUGAGGACGAUGUCUGGGAAUUCCUGAGCACCUUAGGGGUCACUGAUAGGAGCAUGCACUUUGCCUUUGGAGAUGUCAAGAAGCUCCUUACUGAAGAUCUGGUCCAGGAAAAGUACCUGGAGUAUCACCAGGUUCCUGGCACUGAUCCUCCGCGCUAUCAAUUCCUGUGGGGUUCCGGAGCCCAGAUCGAAACCGGCAAGAUAAAAGUCCUAGAGUUUUUGGCCAAGGUCACUUGCUCUGAUGUCAGUGACUUUGCACUCUAUUAUGAAGAGGCUUUGAGAGAUGAGAAAGAGAAAACCCAAGCCAAAGUUGCAGCUGGGUCUGGAGCUACUGCUUAAGCCAGUCCAAGCCCCAGCUCCAGCCCCAGAGCCAAGCCAGCCUCUGUACACCCUUGUAUGUGUGGCAGAUUCUUCACUUUGUCAUUUAAAAUGCCUGUUCAGUCUUGUUCUAGUUGUGUUGUUAUGCAUGAAUAACGUUUUGUUCCUGUAUCACUCAAGGGGCCUCUAUUCAACAGAAUGUUUAUUUAGAUUCACAGUGUAAUGCGAAGAAUGUUACUGAUCAAACAUUCUUUGCCCUGUACCAGGUUUAGCAAUAAGGUAUUGGUUCCUUUUGAAACACAAAUUGGAAUUCCUGAAAUCACUUUGAUGGUCCACACCAAGAUAACAUGUCACUGGAACAGGAAGAGCCUUGGACAUGUGAAAUAUCCACAGUAAAAUAUGUGGAAUCAGCUGUGUGCUAGUUAACUAUCAACUUCUAUGGGAAGGAAACACGCAACUGAUUGGAUCAGCAUAAUUCUGGGUGAGACUGAAUAAAUUUACUGAAGACAGAAGACCUAUCCUGGUGUGAGAGACAACAACCAAUAGGCUUGUGGCCUGAUUGGAAUAAAAAGGGAAAUGAAGAAGAAAGGCCUGAUUCUGUUUCGAGAGGCUCCAUUUGUCUCCUUCACCUUGGACGUCAUCUCCUGGCUUCCAGCCCAGACCCUCCAGCCUUCCAUAGCAGACCCUUCAGCCUCCUGAUAACAUACUCACACAGGACUCUACAGUGACCUCCCAGCUUUCAAACUUUGACUGGGUCCUCUAGCACGCAGACUGCUGUUUUACAUUCUUCCACACCUGACUCAGGCGGCCUUUGUGAGCCUACCUUGUAAAGCCUGAUACAUUUAUCUAUCUUAUACUAAUCUGUUUCUCUAGUGUGUACUGACUGGUACAAGCUAAUAGGGGAAAAAAGUAAAAGUUACUUAGUUCUUAGUUUGCUUUACUUGAUUCAGUUUUUCCUUUUGUACAUUUAAAUGACUUAUGCCUACAAUUGCUUUUGUUAAGAAUGUAUAAGAAAUUAGAUCAUCCAAAAUUUAAUUGAGUAUCUGCCUUUGGGAAGUUUUCAGGUUUUGUACUGGGGCUCUUAAGACAAAUGAGAGUGCUCCUGCCCAUGCAGUGAAAGACUGGGAGAAGUACCACUAUGGAAGUGGGUGAGAUUCCCCCUAUUUCAUAGAGAAGUAACAAACUAUGAAAAGUAGAAUUGGAGAGAAAACAUGACUUAGUUUUCUUUGCUAUGCAGCAUUUUUGCCUAAUGUUUUAUGAUUUUGUUUAGUUUGUUAUUGUCCUUGAAUGCUACAGGUACUAUGAUACUAUCUGGUUUAAAAAUUUGAAAAAUAUUUGAGGUACAUGCAUGGUAAUAUUUCAGGUACAAAUCAUUGUAGUAAAAAUGCCAGCCCUUAAUGUCUUCGUAAAAGACAAACACUACCACAGGACUUCACUUACACAUAUCUUCCUCCACUAGUAUAAGCCAUAGCCUAUUAAAUCUCUAGUGUUCACUCUUCUACCCUUGGGUCAGUUUUGUUUUUGUUACUUUCCACAUUGUGAAAGAGCAAGCAGUAUUUUUGUGCAUGGCUUAUUUCACAUAACCUAAUGUCUUCCAGGUUCAUCUGUGUUGUCACUAAUGACAAUAUAGCCUCUUCUUAUGGCUGAAUAAUAUUCCACCAUGCAUAUAUACCACAUUUUCUUUAUCCACUCAUCAGUUGAAGGGCACUUUGGUUGAUUCUGUCUUAGAUAAUGGAAAGUUAUUUUUUAAAUGGUCUACCAUAGCAUGGCUAAAUCAUGUAACUUGUAAAAAGCACUUAAUUGCUCAAGUGAGUCACUCUAAGGCACUUCUGUAUGGUGUAAUACUUGUGUGAUUAAUCUUCUGUUCUUACCCCUACUAUGGUGGACUUUGACCUUUGGACCAAGAAUAAGUUUCACCUUUCCUAGCAUUGAGAUUUCAUUGUUUGUCCUUCAGAAAGCUAGUUGGACUACCUAAGGAUAGGGAGUGGAACUUCUGUGAGUUACAAAGAUUCAUUAUGGAAAUGAUUUUGUACCUGUUUGUUCAUUAAUGUAGGUUUUAUUCAAACUUUUGUAUGUUGCAUUUUAAUACAAUAAAACUUUAAAGAUUCUU
Messenger RNA from Heterocephalus glaber (naked mole-rat), 3193 nucleotides. RefSeq names its product melanoma-associated antigen B4. Gene Ontology annotation, cellular component: nucleus. The record is from RefSeq and is a predicted model, not a curated record. Gene Ontology annotation, biological process: negative regulation of transcription by RNA polymerase II. Lineage: Eukaryota; Metazoa; Chordata; Mammalia; Rodentia; Bathyergidae.